AUGCAGGCGUAUAAAGGCAGAGCUGGGUCUUCCCCUGGGACUCAGUCUGGGCCAGCCCCAGUGCCUUUUGGCCGCCGCACAGAAGAUCACAAGAAGCACGUCCAGGCCAUCCCGCUCCCAGCCAUGCAGCAGAACUUGAACUACAUGUACCCUCAGAUCUUCUGGGAGGAAGGCUGCACCAACCCCAGCACUUCCUGCCCCCCGGCACCCCCCGCUGCCCCCUUCCCACCGCCAGUGCCAGAUCGGAGGAAGAAGCCAAGGAACAACAGGGAAGAGAAGAGCGUUGGCUUCCUGGUGGUCUCCUUGCUCAUGCUGCUGUCUCUUGCUGGAGUUGGACUGAGCCUGUUUCAGAUUUUUCGCCUGGAGAAGGAACUGGCUCAACUCAGAGAGUCUGCCAGCACUGAACACAUCUCUCCAGCUCUGGAAAAACUCAUAGGGGAGAAGAGCGAGUCAAUGAAAAAAGAAGAGAGGAAAGCGGCACACUUAACAGGGAACCCCAAGCAGCAGGACCUCCCUUUGGAGUGGGAACCCGUAUCCGGACAUGCCUUCACUGCUGGUAUUCAGUACCGCAACCAGGGCCUGGUGAUCAACGAAACCGGCCUCUACUUCGUCUACUCUAAUGUGCUCUUUCGGGGGAGUACCUGCACCAGCCAGGUGUUGACCCAUGUUGUCUACAAGAAAAACCCAGCCUCCCCGGGCAACCAGGUGUUGAUGCAGGACAAGAAGAUCAACUACUGUGCCAACCAGAAGAUGUGGGCCCGGAAGAGCUACCUGGGAGCCCUGUUCAAGCUCAGGGAAAUGGAUAGUCUGCAUGUGAAUGUUUCCAGGACCACUCUGGUUAGCUUUGAGGAAUCGAAGACUUUCUUUGGCGUGUUUAAGCUUUAA
Molecule: messenger RNA, 885 nt
Organism: Tinamus guttatus (white-throated tinamou)
Lineage: Eukaryota; Metazoa; Chordata; Aves; Tinamiformes; Tinamidae
Gene: FASLG
Product: Fas ligand
Biological process (GO): immune response; positive regulation of canonical NF-kappaB signal transduction; extrinsic apoptotic signaling pathway via death domain receptors
Cellular component (GO): membrane
Molecular function (GO): tumor necrosis factor receptor binding
Source: RefSeq, a predicted model, not a curated record